UUUCUUCCUGCCUCUCUCUCCUCUCUCUCUCUCUCUCUCUCUCUGAUCUGAUCCACCUUCUUCUUCGUCUUCGUCUUCGUCUUCUUCUCGCUUUCCAAAUCUACAGUCGAAGACAUCUCCCGUCUAUUCCAACGCAUACUACCUCCGUUCCCAGAUCGAUCCAAGGCCGGCCACCGGGAAGCAGAGAAAGCUUCUCAGACUCAGAUCGAUCACUAUAUAUAUAUAUAUAUAUAUAGAGAGAGAGAGAGAGAGAGCGAGCUAGCUAGAUUAGAAGCGAUUAAGAAGAUGAGUUCUGCGGCCAGUUUGUCGGCGCAAUUUGGAGACACCACUUACACCAAGGUGUUCGUCGGGGGCUUGGCUUGGGAGACUCGUAAGGACACCAUGAAAACCUACUUCGAGCAGUUCGGCGAGAUCCUGGAGGCCGUGGUCAUCACGGACAAGACCACUGGGAAAUCCAAGGGCUAUGGAUUUGUGACAUUUCGUGAACCUGAAGCCGCCAUGAGAGCUUGUGUCGAUGCUGCUCCAGUUAUUGAUGGGAGGAGGGCCAAUUGCAACCUUGCUUCUUUGGGUAUUCAAAGAUCUAAACCAUCUACUCCAAAACAUGGAGGAGGAGGCAGGAACUCGAGAGCAAUGAGCUCUUUCCAGACAGGAUAUGGAGGUGGUGGGGUGGGGACAGCUUUUUCUUCAGCACCAACCUUCCCUCAUUAUGCCAUCCAACAAGGCAUACCUUUUAAUGUUUAUGGGUACUCUCCAUACUCGCCCGACUACACCUAUCCUACGAGUUACUACAGCGUUUAUGGAGGCGGGGCAACUUGUCAAUAUCCACUUUAUGGAAUCUCUAGUACUAGUGGGAUGACGACGACAGCCUUGUAUCCAUAUAUGAACUCCGGAGAUUCCACCACCAGCUACGCCUCCGCCGCGGCAGGGCAGAACUACGGCCUCCAAUAUCCGCAUCACUUUUUCCAGGGGACUUACCCACAUCACUAUGCUGGUGCUCCAGUUUCUCUUGCUUCCAGUACUCCUCCAUUGCAAUCAGUUUGUUUUGUUUUGCCACAGGCGUGACCAUGGCUGUCCAUGCUCCAAUGCCGCAUAUUUAAUUAAAGGAUUCAUUCCAACGAUGGAUGUUUCAUACGUACGAACGGCUACUCCUUCUGAAGGGUUUGGAAAAACCUUUGGCCUAACCAUGCAUGGUUCUCUCUCUCUCUCUCUCUUUCUCUCUCUCUCUCUCAUGGAGGUCUAGGGUUCAUGCAUGUUUAUCAAUCAUUCCCACGCAUGGAAGCUCCCGCAUAGGGACUAAAAUGUUUGGAGUUUCAUAUUCCACUUUGCUUCUCUUUGAAGGAAGGGCUCCUACAAGAGAACCAAAGCAGUAUAAGUGCAAAUAUUCAUUUCCGACUCAUGCUCUAAGAAGAGCUAUGUUCAUCAGAAACCUCUUACUUCAAGCCUCGGAAAGGCUGAAGUACUAAAACACAACUGGAACUUGGCCCCCGGAAAAGGCCAAGCAAAAAUUCUCCCUACCGUGUUGUACUGAAGCAUAAAAAUGCAACAGUGCUGAUUUUAAGCCCCACAUCAACUCCACAAUUUUGGUCUUGAAACGGCUAAUUACUGCAACUUAAUUUAGGUCACCACCUUUAUAUAUAUAUAUAUGUAUGUAUGUAUGUAUAGAAGCAGCUUUAACAUAUCACGGGCUUGUAAAAACCCCGACUUUUUUUUGUUGAAAAAAGGCACAUCCCACAUCAUUUGUGUCUACCCAACAACCAUCUUCCCAUAGGGCGUAGGAGGAUUUAAGCUAGCCAGCUAGCUAGUUGGUGUUUUUUUCUGUAUAUUUUGUUGUGGUGGCUAAAACUAUGGCAAGUGUUAGUCCCCACCAUAAAUCGGAGCAGUUGUGUUAAUUUCUGGCACUAAAAUAUAUCUUUUACCAUAUUUUUCCACAAACCCUUUAAAGAGCUUCGCUGAUGGCAGCUGUGUAGCUCAAAUGCAUAUGACCCAAGGGGUGUAUUUUGGGAAUACUCUUGGGUUCAUCUCCCUUAACCCAUCAUCAACCAUGGUUAGAAGAUAGGCUAGUCAUCCUCAUCUCUCUCUCUCUCUCUCUCUCUCUCUGAGUUUUACUCUCGGAGAGAACUCAGCACUGGUUAUCAUGCCUGUGGUUUGGAUUGUAACUCAGUAUGCUGCUCAGAAGAAGACCGAAUCUUAAUCAGCAUUGAUUCAUGAGAAUGGAUACUGUUGUUUUUAUUUUGCUUAAUUAAUUAACUUGGAGACUUCUUAAUUUGCUGAUAGUUUGUUCAUGAUGGGACUAAUUUAUGCCCUUCCUAUUUGAAGAGGAACUAGUACUCUUUAUGGAUGAAGCUGCUAAUGCUUGAGCUACCAUAA
This is a messenger RNA of Diospyros lotus (date-plum), 2367 nucleotides long. RefSeq lists its product as uncharacterized. Lineage: Eukaryota; Viridiplantae; Streptophyta; Magnoliopsida; Ericales; Ebenaceae. Bases 286 to 1062 code for a protein of 258 amino acids. The transcript has 6 exons. Gene Ontology annotation, molecular function: RNA binding. The record is from RefSeq and is a predicted model, not a curated record.